This is a messenger RNA of Hylaeus anthracinus, 2257 nucleotides long. Its product is annotated as succinate--hydroxymethylglutarate CoA-transferase-like. The transcript has 4 exons. NCBI's taxonomy places the organism in Eukaryota, Metazoa, Arthropoda, Insecta, Hymenoptera, Colletidae. Gene Ontology annotation, cellular component: nucleus. Gene Ontology annotation, molecular function: protein phosphatase 1 binding; catalytic activity; protein serine/threonine phosphatase inhibitor activity. The coding region runs from base 356 to 781 and encodes 141 amino acids. The record is from RefSeq and is a predicted model, not a curated record.
GGCUUCACUCCGGGUUCUGUUAUAUCCGGUUCCUAUAUUCCUAUGUUCGUGACCCAUUCACGCUUGCAUUCCUGCAUUGUCCAACACUCGAUAAUAAAAUACUUUCCUGCGCAUCUACUUUACGCCCAUGCGGUGCUCGAUUGAGAAUCGUUUCUUCGCUAGCGGUGCUUACAUCUCUGUCUAGUACUGUCAAGAGUGUCAAGUUCAGUGCCGGUCUCGUCGUACCAAUUUCAAACAUGGCGUCGUUUUUAUCAGAUUACGAAUGAUGACAGUAUGAAAUAACCAACAAUAUUGUAUUACAGUGAAACAAUCAUAUGUAGCUUUAUCAUACUUACACGAAGAAGACGGAUUCCAAAUGGAUAGAUCAAUGAUGUCUGAACAAUCAGCUACCCAAAUACAGACGGAAACUGUUUUAGAGACGGAUGUCACUGAUUCUGGAUCUCAGGAUGUACCAACUGUUCGAUUACGACUCAGAAAACCAAAACCUAAUAAAAAGGUCCAGUGGACUCAGGGUACUGUGGAUAAUGAACAUAUGAAUAAAAAGAAGUCUAAAUGUAAACUUUCAUUCAAUAUAACUUAUCUAUGUAAUAUUUUAGGUUGCUGCAUUUAUGAAAAACCACGGACUUUUGGUGAAAGUAGUUCCGAAGAUAGCGACGACGAAUGUGAACAUUGUCAUGGACACAAGGAUAUUCAUAAAAAAAUUAUGCCGCACAAUGCAGAGACUUCUAAAGAAGAAGGGAUUCCUCCUAGUUCUGAAUCAAUAGUAAAAGCAUCUACAUAAAUACACUCGUGUCGCACUUUUUCCAAAUGAAGGAGGCGUUAUUUAUAUAUUUCUUGUGUCGAUGUUAUUUAAGAGAUGGAGAAUAGGUAUGCAAUCCAAUAUUCACAUUAUUUUUUUCUGCAUAGAAUGUUUAAUAAGAAGUAUGAUAUUAAAUUUUAAUUUUCAGAGUGAAUUACCAAUGGAUAUAUUACAAUUUUUAAUACAAACAUAAUAUCGGGAUUGAGAUCUUUACAUAAGUACUACCAGUCAGAUUUGCGGUAUUUAUAUUCUCGAUAAAAAGAAUAUUGGUAGGACAUAUCAUUAUUAUUAAAAAGAAAGAUAAGAAAAUAUAGACUUCUAUAACUUGUAAGGUCAACUGUUGUUACAUUGUGUAAUGUAUGCAUAGUAUAUUGAUUUAGAUGAUUUAUAACUAUUAAUAAUAAUUAGUGGUUAUUAAACAAUUCUAAAUGUAUAUAAACAUACAUCUUUUUGGUAUGAUUAGUAGAAAUACUCAUAGUUCCUAUGAUAAAGAGCAUGGAUAUUAUAUCUUAGCCAUUUUGAAUGUAUAAAAGUUAUCUAAGAAAUUUUACAUUAUUGUAAGUAUUAAAAAAGGUUGUUAAAGAAUUCAAAUACAUUAAAACAAAAUAUUUCUAAUGUAAAUUUUAACAAUUUCUGUAUAAUUUCGUAUUAUAUUUUAUUUAUCUGCUGUCUUUACAUUGUAAUCCUAAAUACUGCUUUGAUAGGUAUAUUGUUAAAUACUAGUAACAAGAAAUUGUUUUUUUUUUUAUUCAUUUUACAUUCUACUACAGUAAUAUUUGCUUACGUAUAUUUUCUUAUCAAUAAAGAACGUUAUUUUGAAUAACAUUAUAUUACAUUUAUAGUGGAUAUUAGAACAUUUAUAUAAUUCUAAUUUAAAGCAUAGUUCCUUAAUUUGAAUUCGUCUAAUUACAAUAGAAUAGUAAUUUGUACAAUUCUGAUGAUACACUAUACCUAUUAAUAAGAGUUUCUCUUUUCUUUCCCUAUAGAAAUAACGUCUGAAAUUAUUGUGCCAAAACACGGAACACAUUUUAGUUUUAUAUUCUGUGUAAAUUUUAACAUCGUACAAAGUCUAAGAAUGAUAAUUACCGAUUUAAUUUACAUUACAAAUACAUGUGUAAGUACCAUCAAAACUUAUUCUAGAUUAGUUUACAAAUAUCAGUCAAAAGAGUUACACAAAGAGAAAAUGUUGUCAAUUAUGCCAUAAAAAUAUUUAAAAAAUUCUCACUUUUAUGCCUUAUAAAUGUUUAGAAAUAUACAACUUAUCUUCGCAAGUUCUAAUUCUUAAGUACAUACGAACUAUGAUAGCGGGAUGGAAAAGAAUAAACUCACACAAAAAAAAGAAUCAGCCUCGCGAAAUUCAACUGUUUUUGUAUGCGCCUAUUAAAUUAUUAAACAAGAUAUAAGUAUUUUAACUGUAAUAAACAAUGUUACAUAAAAGAAUAAAUUUUUUCUGAAUUA